AGCCGUGACGUCAGGAGGCGUGCCGGACUGAAGUUCGCUGGGCUUUGGCGGGAGGCCUUGGCCCUUCGCGCUCAUGGUACGCUGCGGUAUCGCGCUGUUGAGAAAGUAUGGAAAUUUCAUUGAUAACCUGAGACUCUUCACCAAAGGAGGAAGCGGUGGAAUGGGUUAUCCUCGUUUAGGUGGAGAAGGUGGAAAAGGUGGUGAUGUCUGGGUUGUAGCCCAUAAAAGAAUGACCUUAAAACAACUUAAAGACAAAUAUCCUCAGAAACGGUUUGUGGCUGAAGGAGGAGCCAACAGUCGAGUAAAUGCACUAAAGGGCUCCAAAGGAAAAGACUGUGAAAUCCCUGCGCCUGUGGGUAUUUCAGUAACCGAUGAAAAUGGUAAAAUUAUAGGAGAACUCAAUAAAGAGGAAGACAGAAUUUUGGUAGCUGAAGGUGGCCUUGGUGGUAAAUUACAUACAAAUUUCUUACCUUUGAAAGGUCAAAAACGAGUAAUACGUCUUGACCUAAAAGUUAUAGCUGAUGUAGGCCUUGUAGGAUUCCCAAAUGCUGGAAAAUCCUCUUUACUAAGUCGGGUUUCUCAUGCAAAACCUGUGAUUGCAGAUUAUGCUUUUACAACAUUAAAACCUGAACUUGGGAAGAUUAUGUACAAUGAUUUCAAAAAGAUUUCAGUAGCCGACCUCCCGGGUCUGAUAGAAGGAGCACAUUUGAACAAAGGAAUGGGCCACAAAUUCCUCAAGCAUUUAGAAAGAACCAGGCAACUGCUUUUUGUUGUUGACAUUUCUGGAUUUCAGCUUUCUUCCAAAACUCAGUACAGAACUGCCUUUGAAACCAUAAUACUUCUUACAAAAGAAUUGGAGUUAUACAAAGAAGAACUUAAGACAAAACCUGCACUUUUGGUAGUUAAUAAAAUGGAUUUGCCAGAUGCCCAAGUUAAACUUCAUGAACUGAUGAAGCAACUCCAGAAUCCUGAAGAUUUUCUACAUUUAUUUGAAAAACACUUGAUUCCAGAGAAGGCUAUAGAAUUCCAACAUAUCAUCCCCAUUUCUGCAGUUACGGGAGAAGGAAUUGAAGAAUUAAAGAACUGUAUAAGAAAAUCACUGGAUGAACAUGACGACCAAGAAAAGGAUGCAUAUCAUAAGGAACAGCUGCUUAAUUUGCAGAGUUCUAGUUCAGGUUCUUGCAGAGUAUCACCAUCAAAGCAUGCUAUUACUACUUCCAGAAAAGAUGUGAUUCAGAUCCAGUAAAAACCAUAUUGAUGGAAUACUAUUUAGUCCUAACAAAGAAGGAAAUCAUGUUAUUUUUGAAAAUACAAGUGAGCCCAGAAUACAUUGUGUUCAGGGAAAUAAGCCAAGCACAGAAAGACAAAUACCACAUAAUCUUACUUAUUUGUGGACUAUAAAAAAUUGAACUGAUACAAGUCCAGAAAAAUAGUGAUUACUAAGGAUAGGAGAUGGGGAUUGGAGAGGUACUGACCAAAAAAUAAAAAGUUCAGUUACUGUGAAUAAGCUUUGCAGAUCUGUUAUGAUCUAUAUGAUAUCUAUAGUUAUUACAAUAUAGCAUAUUUUAAAAUUUUGUAAGGCUAUAGGUUUUAGGUUUUAAGUAUUGGCUCCACAAAAAAGAUCUGAGAAAAUAUGUAUUUUAAAUUAGCUUAAUUGUGUAUUUUAAAACAUACUGGAUAUGAUAAAUAGACUAGGAUAAUUUUUGAAAUUGUA
Messenger RNA from Nannospalax galili (Upper Galilee mountains blind mole rat), 1714 nucleotides. It is a transcript of the gene Gtpbp10, whose product is annotated as GTP binding protein 10. Gene Ontology annotation, molecular function: GTPase activity; magnesium ion binding; GTP binding. The transcript is spliced from 10 exons. The record is from RefSeq and is a predicted model, not a curated record. The coding region runs from base 74 to 1246 and encodes 390 amino acids. Gene Ontology annotation, cellular component: mitochondrion. NCBI's taxonomy places the organism in Eukaryota, Metazoa, Chordata, Mammalia, Rodentia, Spalacidae.